AGACAAAUGUAGCAGAAGCAAAUAAGAAGAGCGUAGAAAAACAACAAAGACGGACAAAAACAAGUCGAAACUUAAAUUUGUAUCUGAGAAUUUAAAAGUGACUUUUUGUGCGAAUUCUCGAAUUUUUGUUGUUGUGAAAUAGUGCAAUAAAUUUUUAUCAUACAACAUAUCAAAACGAAAAAAAGCAAACGAAACAAACAAAAACAAAACCAGCCAGUGAAAGUGUGUGAAAUAAAAGAUACAUCAUAGAUAAAUAGCAACUGAAACAGAUUGCUAAAAUGGCAGCAUAUCAAAUGAAUUUCAACCAGGACUUUACAUCUCUGUCUGUGCUGAGUAGCACUGGCCUGCGUUUAUAUUCGAUAGGUGGUCAGGAUAAAGUCGAGGAGAUCUUUGCCAAGGACAAUACGGAGCAAAUAAGGAUUGUGGAGCGGCUCUUCAACAGUUCUCUGGUGGUGCUGGUCACCUCACAGAAGCCCAACUGUCUGAAGAUGCUGCACUUUAAGAAGAAACAGGACAUCUGUAAUUGCUUCUAUCCCUCGGAGAUUCUCUGCGUGCGGAUGAAUCGACAGCGUUUAAUUGUCUGUCUGGCCGAGAGCAUACACAUACACGAUAUACGCGACAUGAAGAUCCUCCACUCCAUUGAGAACAUUGCGCCAAAUGAGCUGGGACUCUGUGCGCUUUCCCUCAAUUCGCACCUAGCGUUUCCCAUCUGCCAAUCCAGCGGUGAGCUGCGUAUCUUCAAUGCCAACAAACUGAGAACGGGCAUGACAAUUAAGGCACAUGACACGCCCCUUUCAGCGCUUACCUUCUCGCCCAGCGGAGCUCUAUUGGCAACCGCCUCCGAGCGAGGCACUGUGAUACGUGUCUUCUGUGUGAAGAAUGGACAGCGGGUGCAGGAGUUCCGGCGAGGAGUCAAGCGCUGUGUUCGAAUCGCAUCUCUGGUCUUUGCAGCGGGCGGUGACUUUCUGUGCGCCUCCUCCAACACGGAAACGGUGCAUGUCUUCAAGAUCGAUGCGAAGGCUGUGGAAGUGGCGGAACUCAAGGCCAUAGCUGAAGUGGCGGCCAAGUGCGACAGCCUGUCUAAAGAAGCGACGACGACGACGACGACGACGACUUCGAAAGCGACAGGUGUAAAAGCAACGGCAGAGGAAGCGACAGAAGCUGCUCCUGCUCCGGCUGCAGCCAGCUGGGGCGGCAUGUUCACCAAGGCGGUGUCAUCGUUGUUGCUGCCGGCUCAGGUGAGCGAAGUGCUGGCCCAGGAUCGAGCCUUUGCUACGGUAGCGUUGCCCCAGUCGGGUCUGAAGAACAUCUGUGCACUGACACGGGUGCAGAAAGAGCUGCGUCUGUUGAUUGCCUGCGAGGAUGGAUUCCUCUACAUGCACGACUUUAACGUGGAGCGAGGUGGCGCUUGCAAGUUGCUGGCGGUGCACGAUCUACGUGGUGCUCUCGAGGACGUCAUUGAGCUGCAGCUGAGCGAGAGUGUGAUGCGUACGCCAUCAAAGCCUCUGCCAGCAACAACAAUGCCACAACAAUCGUUGACCAUGCUAAAGAGCUGUGCGGCCAGUGUGCUUAUCGAGAAUCCAGAUCCGGCGCCGGAUAAUAGCUAUGCGGGCAUAUUGCGUGGUGAGCAGGCGGAUGCCAUGUCAGAUUCUGCCAAAUUUCGCAAGCUUUGCGAUGCCAUUGACACGCCCACAAAGCUGUACGACGAGCGACAGUUUCCGCCCGUGGCCAUCGCAGCAAAGGAUUGACAGCGACGCCAUGCCCACAAAGAUAUGAUGGUUGUCGAGAAAUCUCAGUGUGGUUAAGAACGCUCUCUGCAUUUCGAAAUGUCCAAACAGUUGUUAAAAAAUCCCAAAAAAAAUUUAUGAAAUUAGCUAAUUAUUUAAAGCAAUUUAUUAUAGUUUAACAAAACAUUAAAAAACAAAAACAAUUAAAAAAAAAAACAAACACUCGUCAGAGGAAAAUCGCAAAAAAAAGUAUUUUAGUUAAUACGAUAAUGUAAUUAAUGUCUAUGCUUAGCAAUAAUUAAUUCAUUGCUAAUUUAUGCAAUUCGUUUUUGUAUAUAACUAACUUUAACUUGUAACUUUUAGGUCAAAAUUAAACUCUCGGCAUUCUCAUUUCGAUAGUUGUUCUCUCUACUUUGUAAAAUAUAUGUAUUUAUUUAUACGGGAAAAUCUAAUUUAAUCUUAUGUA
This is a messenger RNA of Drosophila innubila, 2193 nucleotides long. RefSeq names its product WD repeat domain phosphoinositide-interacting protein 2. The record is from RefSeq and is a predicted model, not a curated record. Gene Ontology annotation, molecular function: phosphatidylinositol-3-phosphate binding; phosphatidylinositol-3,5-bisphosphate binding; protein binding. The coding region runs from base 279 to 1748 and encodes 489 amino acids. Lineage: Eukaryota; Metazoa; Arthropoda; Insecta; Diptera; Drosophilidae. The transcript has 4 exons. Gene Ontology annotation, biological process: autophagy of mitochondrion; protein localization to phagophore assembly site; nucleophagy. Gene Ontology annotation, cellular component: extrinsic component of membrane; phagophore assembly site membrane; cytosol.